Messenger RNA from Stylonychia lemnae, 1341 nucleotides. The record is from the annotation of a GenBank genome assembly. Lineage: Eukaryota; Ciliophora; Spirotrichea; Sporadotrichida; Oxytrichidae.
AUGCCCGCAAAAUCCUUAUUUGCUACUUCUGUCGUUGUUGCCCUUUUCCUUGGACUAUCUCAAGGAUUAUAGCUAAAGUCUAAAUCAUCUUCGACUAUAAGUUCUAGACUCUAAGCAAAUCUUGGACGUCACAAGGAUAAAAUAAUUGCAUAAACCCAAGUUACUGAAAAUGCAUACGAAUUGGAAGGAUCUGACUACGAUACACUUUACCAGCUUGGAGAAUUAGCCUACAGAGUUAGAUAUGGUGGUGAUUCUCAUGUUUCAACAUAUUCAUCUCCAUAUUAAUACUAUGGCUAUUACUCUAGACUUGCUAAAGGAGCUUUCACUCAAAGAAGUAGCUUCUAAAAUUGGAUUCAAGAUGAAACCGACAGAUUGAAAUCUCUUGAGCAAGAAAUGUAUACUGAACUUCUAGCUGAAAAAGAUGAACAAUAAUUACAAAUUAGAGAAGAAUUCCUAAACAACUUCCCUAGUUACGACGAAAAUGCUGAAGAAUGGCAUUUAUCUAGAAAUGAUGCUGAAAACAUCUAUUCAUUUGUUGAUACUUUGGCUUCAUACGAUCACUCACUGAAUGCUACUGAAACAAUCUCUGAGAUUCUUGGACAAGUUUCAAAUGCCACUUCAUAAGAUGAAUACAAUUAAGUUUACAACGAAAUUGCUUCAUCAUUGUGGAGAAGAACUGAUGAUAAUCUUAACUAUGAUUAAGCUUUGCUUAGAGAUAGAUAUGAAUCAAAUCACACUUCAAAUGGAACAAAUACUACAUCUUAUGAAGACUGCGCUAACGGUUAGUACUAUUACUUGUCUUACUAUGAUUGGGAUCAAUUCUACAGUCUUACUAAUGAUACUUGGAAAGUUUUAUAGUAUUUCUCUCCAGGGCAAUAUUCAGAUGAGUAUCAAUUUAUCUCUGAAGGAUAAAGUGAGGUUUAAAAACUCUGCAGCUAUGAACAAUUCUAAGAAUUGAUCAAUGAAGGAAAUUAAUCUCUUCAGUAUGUCAGACUAUACUAUCCCUUCUUAUUUGAGGCAUGGAAACCAUCUUAAGAAGAUAAUAAGAAAGUUGAAGACUUAAUAAAAUCAUACUUAAAUGAACUUUUAAGAGUUAAAGGAAAAGAAAUUAAAGAAAAUGCUUACAGUUCAGUCAACUAUACCACAAGUGAAGAAUCCUUUAAUUAGGCACUUUCAUAUCUAUAAACUAGUAUUGAAAGUUCCAUCGCUUAUCUCAAAGGUGAAUAUAACUACAACAACUUGGCAGAGAACAAGAAGACUAAAUCUAAUUCACAAAUCAAGGAGAGACAUUUGGGUAGAGUAAUCAACUUGAUCAAGUCUCCCUACCACUUAUUAAAAUGA